This is a messenger RNA of Paramecium tetraurelia, 1380 nucleotides long. RefSeq lists its product as uncharacterized. The record is from RefSeq and is a predicted model, not a curated record. Gene Ontology annotation, cellular component: nucleus. The transcript is spliced from 9 exons. Gene Ontology annotation, biological process: regulation of DNA-templated transcription. Gene Ontology annotation, molecular function: RNA polymerase II cis-regulatory region sequence-specific DNA binding; DNA-binding transcription factor activity, RNA polymerase II-specific. NCBI's taxonomy places the organism in Eukaryota, Ciliophora, Oligohymenophorea, Peniculida, Parameciidae.
AUGACUGAUCGCAAGGCUUGGAAUUAAAAAGAAGAUACAGCUAUCUUAUAAUUGGUGAAACAGUAUGGAAUUAAGAAAUGGACGAUUGUGGCCGAAAAGAUGAAAGAACUCUACAGUUUAUUCGGUCGAUCAGGCAAAUAAUGUAGAGAACGCUAUCAUAAUCAUCUUGAUCCUACCAUCAACAAAGAGCCAUGGAGUGAAAACGAAGAGAGAGUCAUCUUCAUAGCCCACAAGGAACACGGCAACAAAUGGGCUGAAAUUGCGAAACUGCUACCAGGGAGAACUGAUAACGCAAUUAAAAAUCAUUUUUAUUCAACCUUAAGAAGAAGUCUGAGGAGAAUCAAUAAACUCAUUGGAGAUAAGAAUAUAAAGAAAAGGGUACACAACAGAUAAAAGACAUAAAACCUGGAGUAUUAUCAAAGAUAUUCAUUCUGGCAGAGAAGACUUUGUUAAGCCUGUAAAGGACUCCAAGACUCUAUCUUAGAAUUUGCUUAAUCUAAACAAAAGUCUUAGAUCAAUUAGUUUAAUGAAGAUAAGUUCAAAUAAUUGAUUGAUAAGAUAAUGGACUUCAAUGCUCUUUACACAAAAUAAAGAGAGAGUAGAUUAAAGUUAAAAAAGAAGAAUCACAAGAAAAGAAAAAGUAGAAUAGAUGAUGACGAUGACGAUGAUGACUAUACAAGUGAUUAUAAAUACGAAGAAUUAAGCCACAAAUUCCCUUUAAAGAGAUCCUCAAGAUUGAAUGCUAAAAGGAAACACAUAGACAAAGAAGAUUAUAUUGAUAUUUGCAUAAGAACCAAAAAAGGACCCCUAUAUACCAUAUUGAGAGAUUAGUUAGAAGUACAGCAAGAGGAUAAAGAAGAAUAGUCUUCAAAUUUUCAAUAGCAAUACGCUUAUGAAUUCUAAGGAAUCAAUAGUCCCAAUAAUCAUUAAUUUACACCAGGCUUCCAUGUUUUAACUCCAAGACAAAUAUUCUUUUAGAAACAGUCUAAUCAAUACUAUGAUGACGGUAUGCAUAACGAGGAAGCUCCGUUAAGUAAAUCUAAUUUUGUUCCAAUUGUGAUAACUAAAUAGUAUAGUUAGUAUAAGGACAAGACACUUGAUAACAUGGCUUAAUAAUUAUAGCAAAAGAUUAAUGCGAAUGCAGAGAAAUAUGUUAAUCAUUAACUGGAUUCUGAUUUAGAAAUUAACAUUGGUGAUGCUUUCGAAAUCCCAAAGGACUAUAAAUCACCAUCAAGCAAAUUCGGUAUAGGCGGAUAUAGCCCAAGUGCAUUUAGGAAGUAUAGGAAGAAUUAAGAGUCAGGGCUAGUUAACUUCAUGAUAACACCUCGUCAUUAUAAAUGAAACACAUUACCAUAUUAAUAAAAGAUUAUUUAUUUCUUU